CACUCGAGAGCCGACCAUGCACGUACUAGUAGUACGCGUUCUAUGCCGCAGAGUAGAUAUGUAUCAAUCAUCAUUCCUUGGUAGCCCAUCAGCGAAUCAUCGCCACAAACCUACUCUUCUAUCAUGCCCAGCAUCAGCGAUUCUAAGUGCGUCCUCAUCGUUGGAUCCACUGCGGGAAUAGGUCGUGCCCUUGCUCUUGCAAUCUUGGAUCUUCCUUCUCAGCCAACCGUCAUUGUCUGCGGUCGCCGCAAGGAAAGGCUUGACGAAUUGGUUGCCUCCCACAAUGCCACCGGACGACUCAAGAGUGUUACUCUUGACGUUCUUUCAGAGCGCAACGCUCUAAAAUCUUCUAUCCAAGAUAUCGUCAACACUUACCCAGACCUUGACGCUGUCUUGUUCUCGAGUGGCAUUCAGCGUGCCUUCGACUUCACCAAGCCAGAAACCGUUGAUCUCGAUUCUCUCGAGUCUGAACUCGCCACCAAUUACACGUCAAUUGUCAGCAUGAUCACUUUCUUCCUCCCUCAUCUUAUCAAGCUUGGGGAGCAAAGGCGUCCGACAUUCUUAUACACAGUUUCUUCAGGACUGUCCAUUAUUCCCGCCCCUGGAAUCGCCAACUAUUGCGCGACAAAAUCUGCCAUCCACAGCUUGAGUAUCUCACUCGCUGUUCAGCUCAAGGAGAAGAAUGUUCACGUGGUCGAGAUUAUUCCUCCGCUUGUCGAGUCGGAGUUGCACGACUUCGAAGGCACCACGCAACGUCUGUCCAAUUUCUGGCUUUCGCUCGAAGAAUACACGAAGGUGACGAUGGAGGGCCUUGUUCGAGGUGACCCGUAUGUUCCAGCGGGGAUGGUCGUCAACCAGCAUAAACAGUUUGAGGAAGGGAAGUUGGAGGCUGCAACGAAGAUGCAUGGGCAUCUCAAGGCAAUGACUCAGACAUAGAAGACACGCACUGGAACGUAGUCUCCCUCUGCAAACUGACUCAGAAUGUAUAGUAAUGGUCGUUGAGCUUACUCUGUUGUGUAAUUGGAGUAUUCUCCUGAAUUUAGGGGUGCUGCACUGCUGGGAGAUUA
Molecule: messenger RNA, 1067 nt
Organism: Suillus subalutaceus
Lineage: Eukaryota; Fungi; Basidiomycota; Agaricomycetes; Boletales; Suillaceae
Exons: 6
Coding region: 124-936 (270 amino acids)
Molecular function (GO): oxidoreductase activity
Source: RefSeq, a predicted model, not a curated record